AUGGGAAGAAAAAGUAAAAGUAAUUUAGAUUUACCACAAGAAGAACCACUUACAGUUACAAGAAGUGGUAGAACAAUUAUAAAACCAAAUCCAGUUGUAACAAAUACACCAGUAAAAAAAACAACCAAAACAAAUAAAAAAUUAAAAGAAAGUAGUGAUGAAGAAGAUUCAUCAUCAGAAAAUGAAGAACCAAUUUUAGAGAAUCAAAAAAAUAAAAAAAAGAAAGAUUCAACAACAACAUCAACUGUAAAUAGAAAAGAAAAAAAACCAACUACACCAAAAAAAAAACAACAACAAAAAUUAAAAGAAUCAGAUGAUGAAGAUGAUUCAUCAUCAUCAUCAUCACCAAGCAUAACACCACCAAAAUCUUCAAAUACAUCAACCAAGAAAUAUACUCUUGAAGAGUUAGAUAUCAUUACAAGAGAGAAUAGAAUUGUUUAUAUUAAAUUUUUCAUUUUUUCAAUUUUAAUGGUAGUUGUACCACUUUUAGCCUUUAAAAUAUUUAAUACUACCGUUGGUGAUUAUCUUGGAAUUAGUAGACAAGAUAGAGUAACAUAUGCUGGUGUAGCUUCAUUAUGUGGAUUAAUUUUAGUUAUGGCUGCUUAUAGUGUCAUGGCUUAUUUUGAAAAAUAA
This is a messenger RNA of Dictyostelium discoideum AX4, 633 nucleotides long. RefSeq lists its product as hypothetical. The coding region runs from base 1 to 633 and encodes 210 amino acids. Gene Ontology annotation, biological process: vacuolar proton-transporting V-type ATPase complex assembly. NCBI's taxonomy places the organism in Eukaryota, Evosea, Eumycetozoa, Dictyosteliales, Dictyosteliaceae. The transcript has a single exon. The record is from RefSeq and is a predicted model, not a curated record.